AAAUAAAAGGGUAGCAGAAAGAAGGAAUUGUGGUAACAUUAAAUAAUAAAGGCAAUUGGAAGAGUAAGCUUUGGCUUUUGGUAUCCGCCGAAUAAUGACUUUACGCCGUCUAAUACAAGACAUGAUUUAUCCCCAUUUUCAGAUAUGAACGCCGCCUCCUCCGCUGUCUCCACCGCCUGUCUUCUUCUCCACCUCCCUUCUCAUGGUCACCACUGCCACCGCCGAUUCCCCCACUCCCCCUUCCUCCAAGCGCAAUAAACUGGCUCUCCACCAACACCCCUCUUCGCCCCUCCUCCCCGGCCUCCCCGAUCACGUAGCUCAAUUCUGCCUCUCCCAUGUCCCCCCUUCUCUCCUCUUCUCCGUAAGCCGCUCGUGGCGGCGCCUCCUCUAUUCCCCUUCCUUUCCCCCUUUCUCCUCCCUUUACGCCCUUCUUUCUUCCUCCUCUAAUUCCCUCGAUUUCUUCAAUUUCGAUCCAAUCUCUUCGAAAUGGAGUCCUCUCCCUCCUCCACCGAAUUCCCCUUCUUCCCAUCUCUUGAUCCACCACCCUUCUUUCCUCUCCCGCCACCUCCCUGUUCAAUCCCUCUCUGUUUCCGGCCACCUCCUCCUCCUCGCCGCCACCACCCAUAACCUCCUCCCCGCUCUCCCUCGCCCUCUCCUCUUUUCCCCCUUUUCCAAUUCCUGGCGUUUAGCCCCUCCUCUCCCCACCCCUCGCCGUUGGUGCGCUGCCGGCGCUCUCCGUGGCUCUGUUUAUGUCGCUAGUGGAAUUGGAUCUUUCUUCUCUACUGAUGUAGCUAGAUCUGUUGAGAGAUGGGAUUUGAAAGCCAACGGUGCUGGUGACUGGGAGAAGGUUAGUGGGCUUAAGGACGGAAGAUUUAGUAGAGACGCCAUUGAUGCAGUGGGAUGGAAAGGUAAACUCUGUAUGGUGAAUGUGAAAGGGCAUGCGCUUAAAGAAGGAUUGGUUUAUGAUUUGGAAAAGGAUGAGUGGGAAGAUAUGCCGGAAGGGAUGAUCGGAGGGUGGAGAGGACCGGCGGCCGCCAUGGAUGAGGAAGAUAUGUAUGUGGUGGAUGAAGUAAGUGGAAGUUUGAGAAGGUAUGAUUCAGAGAGGGAUUUUUGGGAAGACGUAAUGGAAUCCAAUCGGCUGAAAGGGGCGGUGCAGAUGGCGGCCGGCGGUGGAAGAGUGUGCGUCGUGUGCGGUGGAAGUAGAGGGGAAAUAGUGGUGGUGGAUGUGGUGGCGUCGCCGGCGCGGUUGUGGGUGGAGCCGACGCCGCCGGGAACAGAGGUGGUCGCCGUUCACGUGCUGCCGAGAAUGAAUUGGGCUGCGGACUCAUGAUUGGCCGCCGUUUACCGCCGGGAAGUGAUUUUUCUUCCUUCCUUUCUUUUUUUCUUUUUUGGAUUUUUUCUUUUUAAAUUAAAAAUAUUGUGUUAUUGUUUAAUAUAUUAAUAGAAAGAUAAUACGGAGAAUUUAAUUGAUUAAUUAUUAUUAUUUUUUUUUUGGGGUAAGUAAAGGAAAAGUGGAAAUUUGUCGGUUUAAAGAAGAGCAGUUUGUUAUUUUAUUGGUUUGAGUUGGUGAAACAAUUUAUUCUCCA
Molecule: messenger RNA, 1586 nt
Organism: Cucumis melo (muskmelon)
Lineage: Eukaryota; Viridiplantae; Streptophyta; Magnoliopsida; Cucurbitales; Cucurbitaceae
Product: F-box/kelch-repeat protein SKIP25
Exons: 1
Coding region: 203-1330 (375 amino acids)
Molecular function (GO): protein binding
Source: RefSeq, a predicted model, not a curated record